Chionomys nivalis (European snow vole) is the source of this 1699-nucleotide messenger RNA. It is a transcript of the gene Trub1, whose product is annotated as TruB pseudouridine synthase family member 1. Bases 1 to 1101 code for a protein of 366 amino acids. Gene Ontology annotation, cellular component: mitochondrion. The transcript has 9 exons. Gene Ontology annotation, molecular function: pseudouridine synthase activity; RNA binding. NCBI's taxonomy places the organism in Eukaryota, Metazoa, Chordata, Mammalia, Rodentia, Cricetidae. Gene Ontology annotation, biological process: tRNA modification; mRNA pseudouridine synthesis. The record is from RefSeq and is a predicted model, not a curated record.
AUGGAGUACGAAGAUGCUGUUGAGCCCGGCAGCAGCUGUGACCACAGGACUCAGUGGCAAACGUUGAAGACACCUGCAAGUGAUUGGGUGCAGCCUGUGAAAGCAUGGCAGCUGCUGAGGCAGAGGUGGCGUCCCCCUCCGAUUGCCGACGCAGCCUCUGAUGCUGCAGAAACAGCCGCAGUGGUAGCGGCCCGGACCAGAUUGCCAGCCCAGGUCUCCAAGGCCGCCCUGGCUGCUAAGCUGCUGUCGCUCAGCGGCGUGUUCGCCGUGCACAAGCCCAAAGGGCCCACUUCAGCCGAGCUGCUGAAUCGGCUGAAGGAGAAGCUGCUGGCAGAAGCUGGAAUGCCUUCCCCGGAAUGGCACAAGAGGCAAAAGCAGACAUUGAAAAUUGGGCACGGAGGGACGCUGGACAGUGCUGCACAGGGAGUCCUGGUGGUUGGGAUUGGAAGAGGAACAAAAAUGUUGACCAGCCUGCUGUCGGGGUCCAAGAGGUAUAUUGCCACUGGAGAACUGGGGAAAGCUACCGACACGCUGGAUUCUACUGGGAAGGUAACGGACGAGAAGCCAUAUGAUAAAAUAACACGAGAAGAUAUUGAAGGCGUUCUGCAGAAGUUCACUGGGAAUAUAAUGCAAGUCCCUCCGCUCUAUUCUGCGCUGAAGAAGGAUGGCCAAAGGCUUUCGACGUUAAUGAAGAAGGGCGAAGUGGUUGAGGCCAGACCGGCCAGACUAGUGACUGUCUACAGCAUCUCCCUCCUGAGGUUCCAGCCACCACUUUUCACAUUAGAUGUUGAGUGUGGAGGAGGCUUUUACAUCAGAAGCUUGGUCAAUGACAUUGGCAAAGAGCUCUCUUCCUGUGCCAACGUGCUGGAGCUGACCCGCACCAAACAGGGGCCAUUUACCCUUGAGGAGCACGCCCUCCCUGAAGACAGAUGGACCAUCGAUGACAUCACACAGGCCCUUCAGCACUGCCCAUCCCUUCUGCCAGAGGAGUCGGCGUCUAAAAAGCCAAAAUCUGAGAAAUCCAGUGACCAGGUUUUAAGCUAUGAAUAUAUAACUCUAAGCGAGACAAAGAGAGAAGAGGAUGCAAUUAAGACCCUCUGAGACCGGCCUGGGAAGAUCAUUUCCGGGUUGGUGUGUGGAUGUCUUAAUGCCCCUCAGUGGUGAAUGUGAUUGGAUUCAGAUAAAUGAGCUUUCUGGAUUUGAUCUUUUCUUAGUCUUUUUCGUAUGAAAAAGUAAACAAUUUUCUAAUUACAGAAAACAAGUAGUUCUGUUAGACUCGCAGAAGCAAGUGUACAGAAUGUCACGUUUGCUUUGUUUGAACUGCCAGGGGCUUCCACUGCUCUCUGAUUCCUUGAGUAUAUUUGAAGUGCUCAGUAUUGAACUGUUCUGUUUGCAGAGCUCACGGCUGUUGUGAAGCCCUGUACUGAUUGACUGUAGUCCUCUGUGGCUGUGUUUCUCAGAUCUUGACAAUGAAUAUAUUUUCCUAAUAAAUAUUCACAAAUGCACAAACCUCUAUUCUACCUCUAACAGAAUGUAAUAGUUUAAUAUGUGUGUAGUCUCCCAUGUAGAGCAGAACUCAGCUCCUGUACCUCUGUAUUGUAGAGGCUAUUUCUGUGGUCACCCACAUCGUAUCAAAUUUCUAAAAAUGUGGAUUUUUAGAAUAUAAGCUAAAGAAUGUAUCUUGGAUUAAAAUUCUCUC